Messenger RNA from Brassica oleracea var. oleracea, 438 nucleotides. RefSeq lists its product as uncharacterized. The coding region runs from base 47 to 304 and encodes 85 amino acids. The record is from RefSeq and is a predicted model, not a curated record. Lineage: Eukaryota; Viridiplantae; Streptophyta; Magnoliopsida; Brassicales; Brassicaceae. The transcript is spliced from 2 exons.
CCUUAGAAGAGAAACCUGACACGGCGACGUUGUCGGACCGACCGAGAUGGGAAAUGAGACCAAGAGCAACGGAGCUUCAAACAUGGGAGGAGGAGGAGGAUUCAGGGCGAAGAUGGAGCACUAUGUCUACAGUGGAGAAAAGAAACACGUUUUGGCAGGGAUCGGGAUCAUCACCAUCAUCUUCGGCAUCCCUUGGUAUCUCAUGAAUCAAGGAUCAAAGCAUCGGUCGCACCAAGAUUACAUGGAAAAGGCUGAUAAAGCUCGUAAAGCACGUCUCUCUUCAUCUUCAUCCUCUGACAAGUAGUUCUCUCCAAUCCAUUUUUCCUCACUACCCCACUUGGAGACCUUUUUGUAAACUCUAGUUAGAUAUAUGUGUCCUGGUUGAACAUAUCUCAGUGAUGCCUUGUUUUAGAGUUCAGAUACGUUUCAUUCACAUGU